Molecule: messenger RNA, 654 nt
Organism: Alternaria incomplexa
Lineage: Eukaryota; Fungi; Ascomycota; Dothideomycetes; Pleosporales; Pleosporaceae
Exons: 2
Coding region: 1-654 (217 amino acids)
Source: RefSeq, a predicted model, not a curated record
AUGGGGAAAAUGGGCCCCGUCGCCAGAUUCAUCAAUCAGAAUGUCGUUCCGCUGGUUGGCUUGAGCGGCACCCUCGUUCAAGGAAUAUCCACUUCAUUGUCGCGCUCAAGCUCUACUGCAGGCCCAGUCUCUCUUGCAGCGUCCGAAACAACUGAGCCUAGAAAGCCAAGUGAUGGCUCCCACGACGCUCUCUACGAUCUCGCACUUGACGAUCCAAAAGUCGUGGAUGACCUGCGAAACCACAUCACCAAGUUCGUUUUCGCAGAGUCCGUGGACGGUGUCUCAAUGGACACACAGAUGUUCUUGAGACGCUCUGUUCCGUGGAGUACUCCCAUAGCCGAAUGGGAAGAUCUUGACGACGCAGUACAGCUGCUGUCCAAGACCAUUGGCGAAGAUGAUCGACUAGCAGGAAACAGACGGGUCUGGGAUAUCGACUGCAUGCACGCAGAACAAGACCAACUGGUCGGCGAUAAAGGCAGGGAUUGGUUCAACGCGAUAUGGGUACCAAGCCAAAGCUAUGAUUACAAAGAUGCAGUGCUCCCAGGUACCGAUCACGACUUGUUGGUGGACCCUGCCUUUGGUGGGAGCGAAAAAUGGUUGCAGCGGGUCAGCGAGUCCUGGCAGACUUCGCAGCCUGUCGUAGGGGCUCCUUAG